Candoia aspera is the source of this 1134-nucleotide messenger RNA. RefSeq names its product transcription factor A, mitochondrial (gene TFAM). NCBI's taxonomy places the organism in Eukaryota, Metazoa, Chordata, Lepidosauria, Squamata, Candoiidae. The record is from RefSeq and is a predicted model, not a curated record. The transcript is spliced from 7 exons. Gene Ontology annotation, biological process: regulation of transcription by RNA polymerase II; transcription initiation at mitochondrial promoter. Bases 80 to 814 code for a protein of 244 amino acids. Gene Ontology annotation, molecular function: transcription cis-regulatory region binding; DNA binding, bending.
GUCGCCCUUGGAUCGUAUUGGCGCGCGGCGGGUUGGAGGCGCGAGGGCCGCCUGAGGGGCAGCUCUGGGCGAGACUCUUAUGGCGGCGGCGCUGCUCGCUCGUAUGUUAGCGUCCGUAUAUGUGUCUGGGCCGCGUUGCAUUCUCAGAAGCGGUGUCACUUGUUCACUGGAGAAAUGUUUUUCAAAAUAUACUAGUUCUGACAGUUGUCCAAAGCGUCCUCUGACACCAUACCUUAAUUUUCUUAAGGACCAACGUCAUAUUUACCAGAAAAAAUAUCCAGAACUGAACAGUCAGCAGUUUACAAAACAGAUGGGUCGUAUCUGGAGGGAAUUACCAGAAUCUGAGAAACAACAUUAUGAAGCAAUUGCAAAAGCUGAAUGGGAUAUAUUUAGAGAACAAAUGGCCAAAUAUAAAUCUGGGCUAAGUCCUGUGCAGGAGGCAGCUUUGAAAGAGGAAAGAAGGAAGAAAAGGCAAGGAAAAAAAGAAGCAAAAAUAAAGAAGGAAUUAGCAGCACUUGGAAAACCAAAAAGAAACCGUAGUGCUUUCAACAUUUUUUUUUCUGAAAAUUUCCAAGAAAUUAAAGGCACUUCAAAUAAGGAAAAGUUGACAGCUUUAUCUGAAGAAUGGAAAAACCUGCCCAGUUCUCAAAAGCAGAUCUACUGUCAGCUUGCAGAAGAUGAUAAAAUUCGCUAUGAUAAUGAAAAGAGAUCAUGGGAACAGCAAAUGAAAGAAGCUGGACGUGAGGAUGUUCUAAAUUUUAAAUUCACAAGAACGCGGACACGAAAAAAACCUAUAACAGAACCUUUAAUCUGAAAAUAAAUUCUUGGGAAGCAAUAUUGUUUAAUCAGUAACAAAGAAAACUGGUGCAAGGGUAAACCAGUCUGAAGAAUAAGUUUUAAAAUGUUUUAUUUGUUAUUCCUGACUGCAAGUGAAAAGCAUUUGUGAUUUAUUCAGGGUUAUUCCCUAUAAAUAAGAGUAUUUUACUUUUUUGUAAACAGUCAAGCAUUCAUAAUCAAGUUUGUGGAAAUUUAAGUGAUUGCUAAUCAUGAGAAAGUAGGUUGUUUUUUUCCCCCAAAAAUGUCUAAAUAACCAUUAGCUACAAAUAGUUUUUUUUUAAUUAAAAGAUCUUGAUC